This is a messenger RNA of Rhipicephalus microplus (southern cattle tick), 2916 nucleotides long. RefSeq lists its product as uncharacterized. Lineage: Eukaryota; Metazoa; Arthropoda; Arachnida; Ixodida; Ixodidae. The record is from RefSeq and is a predicted model, not a curated record.
CAAAAGUGCGUGCCCGCCGCGAGACAGUGUUCCACGCUGCACGGAGAGACCGGGAACCCACACGCCACCGCCAGUGCCCACUGAGCUCUGCAUCAGCAACAGAAACUUCAAGACCCGACUGAGUGACCUCAUGAUGGCAGGCAGCAAGCUCACCCUCCUGGUAUUCUUAUUCGCUGUCGUCAUACUGCCGGCAGUCGUCAACUGCAGGUCCCUCUUCCAUCGCGACCGGCGCAGUGGUAUCUCUGACCAGCGGCUGGCUGAACUCGAGACCCUGGCUGGGCUCAAGUCCCUGCGGCACCGGCUCAAGGGCAUCACGUUCCCAGUUGCCUACGGACUCGUCGAUCCAAACAAAAUCGGCAAGAGGAAGCGAUCCUUCGAGUCACAAGAGGAGUCCCAGCAGCCGCAGCAGCAAUCCCAGAGCGAUCGCCAAGCAGGCGCCACCGACGCGUCUUCAUCAUCAUCGCUUUAUCAGAAUAUUGUGGACGACGCCGCCCUCGAGGACUACCUGACCGGCCUGCCGACCCCCGACGUGACGGCGCAGAGGGUCCGCUCACCCGACCAACUCCUCAGAAUAUAGAAGGGCAUCCAACAGCCUUCGUUAAAUUAUCCUUUCCUGUUAGGCAUCCACAUUCAACAAAGCCUGUGUUCUGUGCUCCCUCUUUCACAAAACGAUGCUCCCUUGUCGUACACCACUCGUGAGCUAUUCGUUCGGCGGUGAUGCUGACGAUUACGCAAUAGUGGCUAUAAUUUGGGGUGUCUAAUGUACUGAGACCAAAUGCGCAAUAUGAAAAAAAAAUCUGAACACACUCCCAUGAGAAAUGUUUACGCAGCCCGACUCCACAGCUACUUCUGAACAAAAGAAAAAAAAACAACUGCGGGGUUUUUAGGAAACCUGAAGGUGGCACUGAUGGUGAAUGAAAAUGUACCAGAUAAAGUGUAUUUAACGCUGUCACAUACACAUGAAACGCCAUGACAGCUUGACUCAAUCAUUGUGUUUCCUCAGACGAAAGCACAGUCGAUCACGCUUGUUUUAAAAACUUGCGAGCCCGCUGCGCUACUAGCAUCCAUUUAUUUUGCCACGAUGCUUUGUUUCGUGCCCAUUUUAUAUUGUAUAUUCAUUUUGAUAACCUGAAAUAUUAGAUGACUUGUCCUACUGUGCUUAAAGCGCCUUCAAUACUGCCGACAAUGUGACCAAUCAAUGAGAUUAGGUGAAGUUAUGCCUGCAAGGCUGAAAAUAUAUCGUUGCGGGGGUGGCGCAGUGUUGACUGCAGAAGCUGCGCUGAGAGAGUCAAGGCCGCUGCCACGAAUAGAUAAGUAAAUAUUCAAUGUAUUGCAUCGAUAAGAACACUGAUGAAUUCUAGCUAGCCAGCAAGAAAUAGAUUUACUUAUAAUACUAUCAAAUGCCAAAGCAUACGAAGCAAUAACGUAGAACAUCUGCACAUGGUCAGCAGUUAUGAGUACAUCAGAACGUGCAUUUUAGGUUUUAAGCAGGUGCCAAAAAAUAUUGAACAGGAGCAGUAGUGUCUUUUUCAUUCGCAUUCACAACUGGUGUCAGUCAUUAUCACCGAGGUUAGGAUUUUUCGACGUUCGUAGGUUGCAGCUCCUGUCUAGUUCAUCACAGCUCUCAGAAAGAGUACCCCAUAGCCAAUUCUGCUAUCCGCGAGAGCGUUCAAGACGUCGCAGGUACAUUUAGAUCAAUAGCAAAUUUUUAGGUUAAAUGGUCAAGGGAAACUCUAAGAAACACUCAGUCAGCCCCCAAGAAAAUAAACUGUAUAGAAUAAAAAUGACACAUGAGAUUGGUGGUUACAUCUUGUCUAUGUAAUGAUGAACAUGACUUGGUGAAAGUGCCGAAUACUUCCGUAUUCAACAAAUAUUUGUGUUGAAAUGUUUUCGGACACGCAACUGCCUGACAAAGCGUAACGUUUCGCAGAUAGGCAUAUCCUCCUUGGAAAUGGCCACGUGAUUGGUCAGUGAAAGCGGUGUCUACUUUAUUUUAUUCAGAAGUGUUACGUGUGUUUAAAAAACACCCUCAGCAUAGCUAAAUUCUGUACAUCGCUGACACGAGCACAAUAUCGGCGCAUGGCGCACCAUUAAAUUUAGUGAAUAAAACUGUUUUAUUAAUUCCCAGCCUAUGUAGCCUCAGCAAUAGACUCUUGCUUAUCAAGGCGGCUUCGCGCGAUGAACCAUUUAACAAAAAACGCAAAGCAAACAAAGGGAAUGUUUGCUAACGCCUACAAAAAUGUGCAGUGCGUUGCUUUUCAAACUGUAGUCUGCAUUUUUUGAGAACCCACGCUGCUACUGAUGUUACACAUGAAUCGUUUUAUUUCAGGUGACUCUCUGUCAAUGCGUGCAGUUAGUGAAUUGAAAACAUGCUUUCAUGUAAAUGUUCCACUGCAAACACUCUGUUCAUGUAUCAUCGAUUCCUUUGUACCGGAUACCAAUGGUGUUAUCUCGGUGUUGAGCUGAACGUGUGAUGUUUCGAAGUUGUAUUUAUUGAAAUUAAGUUGAGCUAACUGCUUGAAAUUUGUGGAGCUCUUCAUUUUCGAGCGACCCAUCAAAACACUUUAGCAGCUACUAACAUCAAUUAUAGAUGUCAGCGCGCGACGUCGGAAAUGACGGUAUACAAUACUGGCUGUCAACCCAAAAAAUAUUAUCUGUUCAUCCGCCAACAUGUUUUUCCUCAUGUAGUGGUGCCUGCGUCUUUCAUUUAUUUACAUAUAUAGUUAAACAAUUGUUUCAUUGUAUUAUAUACAUGAUGUUGCCUGUUAACGCAUAUAUUUUAGUGUUGCAUACAGUUCUUCUUCGCUGCAUUUUGUAAAUAUGGGUAAAUAUCUUUAGAGAUUUCUGCUCAGUACUUGUGCUGAUUAGGUUCUGUGUCGCAAAAAUAAAAACGUACUGUUCGUCUGUUGGAACCGA